AUGGGGCAGAAGACCAGCAAGUUGAGCAACGAAGACAUUUCCGAGCUACGAAAGGAGACGAAGUUCACCAACAGAGAGCUACAUCAGUGGUACAAGGGGUUCAAGCGGGACCUCAAUGGCGGGGAGCUGAACAAGGAGACAUUUAUUGAGAUCCACAAACAGUACUAUCCGUUUGGGGAUCCGACGGAGUUUGCGAGCUACGCAUUUGAAGCGUUUGAUCUGAAUGAUAAAUCGGUUGUUGACUUCAGGAGUUUUAUCAAGAGUUUGAGUGUGGCUUGCCGGGGUAGUACUGAGGAGAAGUUGGCGUGGUCGUUCAAGCUGUAUGACCGAGAUAAAGACGGAUACAUCUCGUAUGCGGAUUUGCUAACGGUGAUCAGGUCGAGUUACAAAAUGCUCGGGAAGAAGGUGGUGAAGUUCAACGAGAGUGACCUGCAGCCCGAACAGAGGGCAGACCGCAUCUGGGUAGGGUAUGGUAAAAAGCUUGAGAGCCGUAGUUUUGAGAGAAUCAGCCAUGCCGAAUGGGCAGAUAUAUCCAACCUAUCAUUGGACGUCAUUGGAGCCCUUACUCUAUACAACGAUCUUAUAUAG
This is a messenger RNA of Pichia kudriavzevii, 588 nucleotides long. RefSeq lists its product as uncharacterized. Gene Ontology annotation, cellular component: cytosol; membrane; intracellular membrane-bounded organelle. The transcript has a single exon. Bases 1 to 588 code for a protein of 195 amino acids. The record is from RefSeq and is a predicted model, not a curated record. NCBI's taxonomy places the organism in Eukaryota, Fungi, Ascomycota, Pichiomycetes, Pichiales, Pichiaceae. Gene Ontology annotation, molecular function: calcium ion binding.